Messenger RNA from Zophobas morio, 1133 nucleotides. Its product is annotated as N-acetylneuraminate lyase-like. Gene Ontology annotation, molecular function: N-acetylneuraminate lyase activity. The coding region runs from base 153 to 1058 and encodes 301 amino acids. The transcript has 6 exons. Gene Ontology annotation, biological process: N-acetylneuraminate catabolic process. The record is from RefSeq and is a predicted model, not a curated record. Lineage: Eukaryota; Metazoa; Arthropoda; Insecta; Coleoptera; Tenebrionidae.
UGUUGUUUCUGUGAGCACCGAUUAUAUAAAAAUACUUCAAAUUAAAUAACAUUUGUUAUCAACAAAUAGAUAACGAAAAAACAGAGUCAUGAGUACAUAUUUUAUACUAAAUCGUGUUUGCUGCUGACGGUGUUUAUACCUACUACAAAAUCAUGGUGAAUUUUACAUUUAGAGGUCUAAUGGCACCGACCUUAACUGCAUUCAAAGAGGACUUGUCAAUAAAUCUUGAUGUUAUACAGGACUAUGCCAAAUUUCUUGCUGAUUCAAAAAUAAUGGGAGUUUUAGUGAACGGUACAAGUGGGGAAGGUAUGUCAAUGAAUGUAGCAGAAAGAAAAAAAGUAACAGAAGAAUGGGUAAAAGCGGUGAAAAAAACGAAUCAACACUUAAUGGUACAAAUUGGUGGAGCACCGUUACCUGAUGUUUUAGAACUUGCAAAGCAUGCCGAGUCAGUUGGUGUACAUUCCCUCCUGUGUUUACCUGAUUUAUACAACAAACCCACAACUUCUACAGAUCUGACUAGAUAUUUAAAAACUGUUGGUGCAGCUGCUCCAAAUACACCACUUUUGUAUUAUCACAUUCCAAGUUACACCAACGUGAAUAUUCAUAUGGGUCAAUUUUUAAAUGAUGUCGUUGGAAAAAUCCCUACUUUUCAUGGAAUAAAGUUUACUUCAACUGCUUUAGAUGAAGGCAUUGCAGCAGUUAAAGCCAAUGGAGGAAAGUAUGCCGUGUUUUUGGGAGCUGAUCAAUUGAUGGCAGGCGCUUAUACACUUGGAUUUGAUUCAGCAAUUGCAACAACACUAAAUAUGUUUCCACAGUUGGGAAUAACAAUUCUUGAUGCUGUUAAGCAGUCAAAGCUUGAUAAGGCUAAAGAAACUCAAGAUAUUUUAACACAAGUUUGCUCUACUGUCACCAAAAAUGGCUCCUGGGUGCCCACAAUGAAAGUCGCUAUGGACUUAUACACUCCUGUUAAAGUUGGUAAAGCCAGAGAACCACUGGUAAAUAUUACAACGGACCAUGUUAAACAAAUGAAGGAAGAAAUGAAGGGUAUUAAAUUGUAGAACUACGAUUUAUAUAUAUGAUGUAUGUAAAACGAGUAUACAAAUAAAAUGCUACUAUUUUUUAUUCAUAUGUAA